AAAAGAAGGGCAUGACCCAAAACCCCUUCACCUUCAUAUGGGACCCAAGCAUGCUCAUUGGUUUCCAGAGAAGGCACAGAGAGAGAGCCUUUCUACUACAAAACCCAUCUCUCCCCCACCAUUUCUAGCGCAUCACACCACACGCUUUUUUUCUUAACCUUUCAGUCUCUCUUUCAGGCAUUUCGUCGAACACUUUCUUAAAAAGAAAAUAUCUCGCUUUCCCUAACAUGGCCAGACCACAACAACGAUAUCGAGGCGUCCGACAAAGGCACUGGGGUUCUUGGGUCUCUGAGAUACGCCACCCAUUGUUAAAGACUAGGAUUUGGCUUGGCACGUUUGAAACUGCCGACGAUGCCGCGCGAGCCUACGAUGAGGCUGCAAGGCUAAUGUGUGGACCAAGAGCAAGAACCAACUUCCCUUACAACCCGAAUGCAUCGCAGUCGUCAUCGUCAAAGCUGCUCUCUGCGACAUUGACAGAAAAACUGCAUAAAUGCUACAUGGCUUCGCUUCAAAUGACCAAACAAUCUGUUCACGAGAAGCCAAAAAAGACACCAUCUUCACACAAUAUCACCAGUAAUGUCAUUUCUGUGAAGGGUAUUGAAAUGGGUUUACUGCCAUUGCCAGACAAGGGAGAAAUGGCAGUUCAAGUGGAGAGUCCUCAGCCUUUUAAGCUACUUGAGGACGAUCACAUUGAACAAAUGAUUGAAGAACUUCUUGAUUAUGGUUCAAUUGAGUUAUGCGCUGAUUUCCCAGCACAGGCUCUGUAAUGUGUCUGCUAAUGCAGACAGGUAUUUGCUAAUUUAACUCAUUUUUAUUCAACAUUGGCAGCAGGGCUCAUUCAAGAGUACUAUUGGAAAGUUUAGAACCCAAUUUAGGUCCUAAAACUAUGUUUUAAGUGACUAGAUUAUCAUUAUGUUCCUCUUAAUGUACUGUAAAUCAUGUUAUAUAUUAUAAUGUUAUGGCUUCUCUGUUUCAA
Molecule: messenger RNA, 976 nt
Organism: Tripterygium wilfordii
Lineage: Eukaryota; Viridiplantae; Streptophyta; Magnoliopsida; Celastrales; Celastraceae
Product: ethylene-responsive transcription factor ERF003-like
Exons: 2
Coding region: 228-767 (179 amino acids)
Biological process (GO): regulation of DNA-templated transcription
Molecular function (GO): DNA-binding transcription factor activity; DNA binding
Source: RefSeq, a predicted model, not a curated record